Molecule: messenger RNA, 3290 nt
Organism: Octopus bimaculoides (California two-spot octopus)
Lineage: Eukaryota; Metazoa; Mollusca; Cephalopoda; Octopoda; Octopodidae
Product: hypoxia up-regulated protein 1
Biological process (GO): endoplasmic reticulum unfolded protein response
Cellular component (GO): endoplasmic reticulum chaperone complex
Molecular function (GO): ATP-dependent protein folding chaperone; ATP binding
Source: RefSeq, a predicted model, not a curated record
AAUAGGAAUGCGCCACAUGAUUGUAUGUUUGAUCAUAUGGAGAUUGACAGAGAAAAAGACUGAGUUAGGCACCGUACGUACUCAAAAUACGACCACACUUCCAGUUUUUAAACCACGAACCAACUCACCUCCAUCAUGUCAUGGCAACAGUUUGCAUCCACCCUGCUAAUAGCAGUUUUGUUUGUUUCCACUCAAGUUAAAUUGUCAGAGAGCUUUGCUGUGAUGUCUGUAGAUCUGGGCUCCCAUUUCAUGAAGAUUGGAAUCGUAAAGCCAGGAGUACCCAUGGAAAUAGUAUUAAAUCUAGAAUCCAAAAGAAGAACUCCAACGGUUAUUGCCUUUAAAGGAGGAGACAGGCAGUUUUCUGAUAUGGCUUUAUCAACACGAGUAAAAAUGCCUGUAAAUGCUUAUAUUUACUUAAUGGACAUUGUUGGGAAACAAUUUGAUGACCCUGCUGUGAAGCUUUAUCAGGAACGGUUCCCUUUCUAUACGCUAGUUAAAGAUGAAGAAAGAAGUACUGUUAUCUUCAAAGUAGAUGAGGAAACUUCUUACAGUACUGAAGAACUUCUCGGUAUGCUGCUAGAGUAUUGUAAACAAUUGGCAGAAAAUUUUGCAGAACAAACUAUCAAGGAUAUUGUGGUGACAGUGCCAUCACACUUCAACCAGGCAGAACGUAACUCAGUCAAGGAAGCUGUUCACAUCGGUGGCCUUAAUUUAUUACAACUGAUGAGUGUGAAUGCUGCAGUUGCCUUGAAUUAUGGAGUAUUCCGUAGGAAGGAUUUCAGCAACAAACCACAAUACAUUAUAUUUUAUGAUAUGGGAGCCAGCUCCACAACUGCCAGUGUCGUUGGAUACGUUCUUAGUCAAAGCAAAGAAGAUACCCGUGAUAUUAACCCACAACUGACCAUACAUGGAGUAGCAUUUGAUAAUAGACUUGGUGGUCUUGAGAUGACUCUGCGUUUCAGAAACUAUCUUGCUGAGCAAUUUAACAAGAAAAAACUCACAAAACAGGAUGUCUUCAAAAACCAGCGUAGUAUGGCAAAGCUUUUUAAAGAAGCUGAACGUGUAAAGAUGAUUUUAAGUGCCAACACAGAACAUUAUGCUCAAGUGGAGAAUUUGAUUGAUAAUCAGGACAUGCGUAUAAAAGUCACUCGAAGUAUCUUUGAAGAACUCAAUGCUGACCUCUUUGAACGUGUUACAAUGCCAAUUAAGAAAGCCUUAGAAUAUUCUGAAAUAACUUUGGAGGAAAUUAAAGAUGUAAUCUUAAUGGGAGGUGGAACUCGUAUUCCUAAAGUUCAAGAGAGUCUGCUUAAAGCUGUAAAACGCAAAGAGCUGGGUAAAAGUAUCAACACAGAUGAUGCUGCUGCUUUAGGUGCUGUGUAUCAGGCUGCUCACCUGAGUCAAGGAUUCCGAGUGAAGAAGUUCAUUGUUAAAGAAGCUACUGUCUACCCAAUUGUUGUUGAAUUUAAACGCCAAAAGACUGGUAACUCUAAAACUGUCAAGAGGACCUUGUUUGGGCGUGGCAAUACAUAUCCUGUCAAGAAAGUAAUGACCUUUAACAAGCAUACUGAUGACUUCACUUUUGCUGUUGGUUAUGGAGAUCUUAACUUUAUCACUGAUGAUCACAGAAAAUCAUUUCAUAAAAUGUUCUUGAAAAAUAUCUCUUUGACUGGAGUUGGAGAUGCCUAUGCCAAACAUACUACAGCUGUUGACUAUAAAGGUGUUCGUGUGCAUUUCCGCAUGGAUGAAAGUGGCUUGUUGCACUUAGAUGGGGCAGAAUCAAUAUUUGAACAAGCACCUGAUGCUGUAAAUGCAAAUGAAGAAUCAACUUGGUCAAAACUGGGUAAUACCUUGAGUGGAUUUUUCCGAGGAAAUGAAGAAAGUGAUGGAAUGUCUGUCAAUGAAGAGGGAGCUGCCGAGAAGGCAGCAUCUGCUGAUAAAGAAACAGGGCCCACUGAAAAAGGCUCUGAAGAUAGUGGAGAUGGGCAAAGUAAAGAGAAGAAAUCGGAGAAACCUCAAAAGGAAGAUACUACUGCUGAAAAGAAAAGUGAGAAAGUAGAAAAGCCAACUGAACAGGAGCAAAAGGAGAGUGAUAAAACCCCAAAAGAAGAUGGAACAAAACCAAGUGACAAAAAUCAAACUAAUACAACACAAGGCACCACCAAAAAAGACGAAACUUCUAAAGUUAAAAAACCAGGGAUAUUAAAAGAAAAUCUGAAAAUGGAAAUAAAGAUUCUAGAUUUGUUACCAAUUGCAGAAAAAAAAUUGAAAGUAUCUAAAAAUCGUUUAGCUGAACUUAGGAAAAAAGAUGACGAGAAGAGAGCUCUUGAACAUUCCAAAAAUGAAUUAGAAUCCUACAUAUUUGACAUGCAAGAUAAGUUAUCACAAGAUGAUUACGUUCAGUGUUCAACUGAGGAACAGAGGGAAGCUAUUAGAAAAGAAUGUUCAGAGAGUUCUGAUUGGCUCUAUGAGCAAGAUGAUAACACCAAAACAGAGGAAUAUGUAAAACGUUUGAAUAUAUUAAAGGCAGCGUCAAAGGAUCUCUUGUUUCGAGUGAAAGAAAUGAGAGACCGACCAGUUAUGCUAGACACUUUAAAGUCUCUACUAAACCAUACAGAAUAUUUUUAUAAAAAUCUUUAUAAUCAUACUUUAGGAGAUGAUCCUGUAUUCACUCAGGUAGAAGUGAAUACUCUUGGUAAACUCAUCAAUGAGACCUAUGCUUGGCGCAAAAACAUAUUAGCAGAACAAGAAAAAACUCCACUGCAUGAGAAACCUAAAUUAUUAACUGAAGAUAUAGCUCUUAAAAUUAGGGACUUGGAUAGAGAGGUGAACUAUUUAGUCUAUAAGGCAAAAAGUUAUAGACCAAAACCCAAGGUGAAACCUGAUGCAACUAAUAGUACCAAUUCCACAGAAAAAGCAGAUAGCGAGAAAGUCAAAACAGAUAGUGACACUGAAAAAACCACUACUGAUUCCCAAGACACUGCUGACUCACAAACUGACAAAAAAUCUGAAAAGAAACCACCACACAGGAAUGAUGGAGAAUUGUAACAAUAGUCUUCUUUAGCAUUACAUACUGAAGGAUGUGUGUGCUUGUUUGUGUGAUUGUUUGGUAUAUAAGUGUGAAUGUUUAUGUGUACAUGUCAUUGUGUGAACAUAUAGACAUCUAAUCUAUCUAUUCCUGAAAGACAAUUUCUGGUUGACUAUUUAGAAUCCAUAAAACUGGAUUCAUAAUGGUUUUCUGUUGUUUCCCUCUCCUUUUAAAUUAAAACAAAACUGAAGAUCUUCUAACUUUC